This is a messenger RNA of Paramacrobiotus metropolitanus, 2081 nucleotides long. RefSeq lists its product as uncharacterized. The record is from RefSeq and is a predicted model, not a curated record. Bases 128 to 1306 code for a protein of 392 amino acids. NCBI's taxonomy places the organism in Eukaryota, Metazoa, Tardigrada, Eutardigrada, Parachela, Macrobiotidae. The transcript has 2 exons. Gene Ontology annotation, cellular component: plasma membrane.
GGCUCGAUUGUACGCGUGAUAAUCUUCAAAACCAAAAAACAAGUUGCAGUAUCCGUACACAACAUCUGUACACAACUUAAUCAUUCGAAACGUUCUUGACGAAGCCCUCCCACCCCUCCCGCCAAUAAUGUCUCGCCAGCAAGUCCUAAUCAUCUGUGAUCUAAUUACUUUGCUUCUCAUGGAAUCGGUUACUGCCGGCAUAUUGACGGCCCCGGCUCUUCCGGCUAAUUCUUUGGAGUACAUCAGUGGCUUCCGCAAUCACAACCGUGCGUACCCAUACCCAUUCGGGGAAUACUAUCAUAAGGAAGAUGACUGUGUAAGCUACGCUCUGCCAGCUUGCAAUACAGCGUGGCCGCAGUGCUCCUGCACCAGCAGGGCUUACAACGUCAGUCUCAUCUCCCGAAGCAUUGAUUUGCUUAACAUUGGAAAAGUGUUUUCUUCAAGCCGAUACUCGCCGUAUCAGCUCUGCGCUCCCAGCUGCUUGCACACAGCCUUCGUCCCGCUGCCGCGCCUUCCCAAUCUCCGUAGCAUCUCGUUGGCCAAUAUAUGGGUGGCGCCCGAUGACCGGGCUUUCCCUGUUGACAGUUUCCUGCGCAACGUGCAACCGGUACUAACUGUCUUAAAAUUAGAAUUUAUCUAUCUACCCUCGAUAACACGCACCACGUUUGCCGGCUUCAUGGCAUUGGGCAGACUGGAAUUGUCACACAAUCGCAUGUCCGCUAUUGCCGUCGACGCGUUCACCCAGCUGACACCGGCCCGUGCUGCACCGACACUCGCCACGAUUUGGAUUACCGAGAACGUUAUGCCGCGACUGGACUGGUCAGUGUGGGAACCGCUCGCACGCAGUUUACAGGCUAUUUUUCUGGACCAAAACGGGAUUGAGCAAGUGUAUUUUGACCACGAUUUCGUCCUGCCGAAAGUGGAGGUCGUAAGCCUUGCCGCCAACCAGCUAACUCGCAUCGACGCGCGUCUGCUGGCUAGUGUGUCUAGUGCCGACGCGCGACCCUUCCUGGAAAUUGAAUACAAUCCACUUUGCGUGCGUGAUGCACAUUGUGACUGCCCAUCGCUACGUCCACUGUGGAAAUGGCUGAAGAAGCAGCCGCGGCGCUACGUAACUCCGGGGCAUGUCGUAACCUGCUGCAAGGGAUACAGUGACCGUUUGACAUGCGGACCCUACCGGAUUGAUCCACAGAAGCAAAGUACCGAUAAAUAUACUUAUAUACAGAAUGUUACAGGGGCCUAUAGUGGUCAAAGGUUGUUCGAUCUUGCCGCCAAACGAAGUGGUCAGAAAUCGCUCCCAAAGUAGCCAAUCCGAAUCGCAUAGUUUAUGCCCCGCAGUUGCACACGUUCUCCGUUUUGUAGAUAUUUUAGUCGCCUGUGGAAUACCAUGACUGCAAACAAAUUCCGUGAGAUAUCUCUUUAAGCCCUGAUUUUUUGUUGAGCGGGGAAUGCGCCUGAGUUAUGAUAAACAUAACCAAUAAUAAUAACAGUUACUAGAGCUUAGGAAAAUGUGAUUGAAAUUUCCGCUCUCUGCUUGGCAACAACUUCACUGAUCAUUUGAUCGACAUGCAAUGAUGCAGUACUCAAACUACUUCUAUGCAUAACAGUGUUUAUGCUCUGUUGGCUGUUUAGCGCCUGUUCUUAUUGAACACACUGGAUAAGAAAGCAUCCCAUGUUCAGAGAUAAUAUAAUUCGCGUAGACGGAACUGGAAGUAUGUACUACGUACAUUUAGCUACAUGGUUAACGAGUUUUGCUGCCUGUGAAAGAAAAACUUCUUCAUCUCUUACAAUUUGGCAGCAUAUUUCUGAAUAUUAUUGUUACUGUAUUCCCGGCAGUCUUCCGCCAAUCAUAUGAGCUUAGCACCGACUGUCUGUGUCUCUCAGUAGAAACCUCUCUUCCGUGGCAUCGUGGUCGGGAUUGCGAUUACGUGCGGCGAUCACAUGGGUCUGGAUUGCGAUUACGUCUUUAGCUGCGAUUCUGCCUCAUCUUGGAUUCUCGGUAGCUCGUCAUUUCAUCAUGACCGGAAAUUCGUCACAAUGGCUCCGUAGUGCACAUCCAGAGAUUGUUGACCAGGUGAAGU